ACUGUAGAGUCUGGAUGUGUGUCUUCAGACAACAGUCUUUUACUGUUCUGCCUACUUAAAAAUAAAAUGGAAGAGCAAAUCCUCCCUGGCAAACUAGGAGAUGCUCAAUUUUGGGAUUAUAUAGAGUUUGCAUUGAAGAUAAACUGGGCUGGGGGGCAUGGGUUUUGACACAAAACAUGUGGCUUUAUUCCCAUGGACAGACAAUGCAGCGGAAUUGGGGAUUACUGAAGGCUGUGGGACUGUCCUCCCUCACUUGCCAUCUUCUCCUCGAUUCAGAGCACAGGGAAUUGUUGUGGCAAUAACAUCACUGCAAUUUGUGCCUGAUAGUGAAAGAAUAAAUGAUUUCUUCUCCCAGAAAGACAGAAGGUGUUUGUGUUGGGUUUGGGCUUUUUUAAAAACGUUGUUGUUUGGUGUUUUUUUUAAGCUAAAUAAAAAAUCCUCUGUGAGUCAUUUUAGGCUCUCACAGAAACUUGAAUGUGCUAAAUGAGUAGGUUCCCCUAGCUGAGCCAAUGGGGAUGGCCAGGCACAGGCAACACUUUUAUCCCACGAAAGGGAGGAGGGGUGAAUGAGCCAGAAGAUAUAAGCUGAAACAAAGCCAUGCUGUCCUUCUGAGUCAUUCGCACACACUGGAUGGGUAAGGCUUCCUGCUUCCUGGGACACACAAGUGGGGUCAUGAUUCUAACAAUGGAUGCUGAUUUUGCCAAAGGAAACUCAAUCAGAUUUAAGCCUUCACGACUGCUCCUAAGGAAGAGAGCGUUAAGUUUUCAGAAGGAGUUCUCAUUUGAAGAUAAAGAAGAGCUUUCGAACAGCACAAAGGAUAUUGAUGCUAAUCUCUUAGCAGUACUUCCAAAAGUUUCAGAAUUAAGAAAACUCUUUGAACCAAACAACCGAGAUUUUUUGGAAAUGAAAAGAAAAGAAAGAAUAGCUAGGCGCUUAGAGGGAAUUGAAAAUGAUACACAACCUAUGCUUCUACAAAACUGCCCAGGAUCAGUCACACACCGUUUACUAGAGGAAGAUACACCAAGAUAUAUGCGUGCAACUGACCCAUACAGCCCCCACUUAGGCAGAUCAAAUGAAGAGGAGGAAACUUCAGAUUCUUCUGUAGAAAAACAACCCAGAUCAUCCAGAUACCGAUCCGAAACGACAGGAGGUAAUACAGAGCCCUUGUACAGUACAGCAAACAUGGAUGUCCAGGAACUAGAGUCAAAAGCAGAGAGAAUAGCUAGGUACAAAGCAGAGAGGCGACGCCAGCUGGCAGAAAAAUAUGGAUUAACUCUUGAUUCUGAUUUGGAUUCUGACUACUCAUCCAGAUAUACGAGGGCAAGGAAAGAUCCUGACAAUGUGGAAAGAAAGGGAGUGAAAAGUGAAAGGCAGGAUGGUGAAAACAAGGACUAUGGCACACUCUAUUUGUCCAGGACUGAGACAAAGGCAUCAAAGAGUGUGAUUUCUGAUUCCAAAGAGUACUCCAGCCAUGAAGAUAAAGAUGACCUCUCAAAUGAAAAAAGUGUUAGAAAAGCAGAUGACAGUGCCAUUAGACAGGCUUCUGACCCUUCAGCAACCUUGGAUAGUUCUGUCUCCCUUUCACUUUCUGGACGAGAUUCUUCCUGCUAUAACGAAGUGCCAACAUCAAAGCAAACCCCCCGAGAGUCCCUCCCUUCACCAAAGCGGGCAGCCUCACCGACCCACUUGCAGAAUGACCAGCCCUUGCACAGUAACAGCAGACAAAGAGUAAAAGUUAGAGAGAAAUUGGUGAAAGAGGAAAGUGCUCGUGGAAGCCCUGAACUUGUCACAGACACAGUAUCUCAGAGAAAAUCCCAUCCAGUGCCAGCCCACUACAUGCCUCUUCAGACAGAACCGUCUGCCUUUGAUAGGGUUAUAAAUCAGCCCGUCAGUUCCGUCCGCCAGCCAAUCCAUGGCUAUAUCCAGCCUGCUGGCAUUGCUCACACAGCUCAGCUGAUGGCAGCAGAAGAACCAGCAAACACCCCUGUUGGCAGCCUGCUCCCGCCAGACAAUGUUAGCCUGGGAACAAAAUCCUCAGCAGUCACUACACCAGAGAGUGAAAAGAAAGAAGCAGCUGGUUACAGAGCAAAACCUAAUGAAGAAGAUUCCUUGGAGGGUGAACAGGCUUCCAAAGGCAGGAGGCCAAUUCUGCCAUCUGAGAUUCGCAAGCAAGGGAAGAACCAUGAAGGCCUCUUUGGAGAAGGAGAAUUGGAGACCCCUGUGGGGAGUUCCUCCUUUGCAAGCAAGUCGAAAGUUAACUCAGAAGUUCAGAGGGAGUUGGAAUGCAAUAAGAGGCAGGCCCCUGAGCAGCAGUUUAAGACCCCUGAGAACAUAGAAAGGAGUGAAGCUGUUAUGUACAUACAGAGUGGAUCUGUAUUGCAGCCUGACAAGGCAAAGGCUCCUGUUUGGAAAGUGUCAACAACAAAGCAUAAGGUCCUGACUCGCUCCAUGUCUGACUAUACUGUCACUACUAAGCUAGAACCUUUUAAAAGUAAAGAGAGUGUGGAAGGAAAUCCACCAAAUGGUGAGAUUGGCAUGGUUGACACAAAAGUCUCUGUUGCCCAGCUCCGUAAUGUCUUUCUGGAGUCUGCUAAUGCCAACAAGAAAACGGAACUUGAAUCUCGGUUUGAGAUGUCAACAGCAGGUAGUACUGUGUCUGCCAAUGGGGACCGUGAAAGAGGGCCGCGAAAAGCAAGGCGCUAUUUCACUCCUGGUGAAAAUAGAAAGACUUCUGAGAGAUUUAAAACUCAGCCUAUAACAUCAGCAGAACGAAAGGAGACAGAUAGGUCAAUUUUGUGUGCAGAAAUACCAACUGCUGACGAUGAAGAAAAAUUGGAUGACCGAGCCAAACUAAGCGUAGCUGCAAAGAGACUCCUUUUUAGAGAAAUGGAAAAAUCAUUUGAAAUGAAAAAUAUUCCCAAGCCACCUGCAAGAAGCUCGGCAGUGGAGAGGAGGAUGCGGCGUUUGCAGGACAGGUCUCACACCCAGCCCAUCACCAGUGAGGAGGUGGUCAUUGCAGCCACUGAAACUACCCCUGCUUCACGUUCUGUGAAUACCCACACAGUAGUGACAAGAGUACCUAGUCCCACUGUAGUUAAGAGCACUGUACAACCUACCAGCUUGCAGGCAUCAGCACACCAAAAAAUCUUAGCUAAAGAGGAGAUAAGAGCAGCCAAAGAGGCGAUGGGGCAAGAUCAGUCUGAAGAACCAGAUUCUUCCACCUUAAGUUUGGCAGAAAAGAUGGCUUUGUUUAACAAACUGUCUCAACCAGUAUCCAGGGCCAUCUCCACAAGGAAUCGGGGAGAUUUGAGGCACAGGAGAAUGAAUGCUCGUUACCAGACUCAGCCAGUCACUCUGGGAGAAGUUGAGCAGAUGCAAUGGAAAAAAAAUAAACUGGUACAAAAUGAAAGUGGAAAGAUUGCUCCCCUGUCAUCUGCAGUUGCAACAUCGAUUUCAGCGAUGGCCUCUGCCCUUGCUCCGUUGCUCGGGGACCUGCCCGGGAAGGCAAGGACUGAUGGAAGUGUGAGUGCUGCCACCAGGUUCCACUCUGCAGCAGAAAACUUGGACUCCUCAGGAAAACACACACACAAGUCAGAACAGUGGCAGCCCUCAGUGGAAGCACUAGAAAGCAGAAGAGCAUCAAAGAAACAUGAAGAAGAAAGAAAGAGGUUUCUAGCACAUGAAGCUAAUGAAAUAAAAAAGUACAGCUCCUUUGAGGAAGAAACCACACAUCCUGUUCCUGAAAAAACAGGAGACCACCAUAAAGAGACAACAUACAGCUUCCUGAGGAAGGGCAGCUUGGAACUGUUUAGUUCACAAGCACUUCUUCAGCCCCUGGAACAGAAGGAAAUCGAUACUGGCAUGCAAGGUAAAUGGGAAGACAAAAAAGGCCAGUCCUUUGAAGAAAAGAUGGAUUUGGACAGUGUUAUGAAAAGCAAGACUUGGCAAAGAGACCACGCUGAGCCUUCUUCUGAACUCACCAGCACAUCAGCCAUGAGGACAGUUUCACAAACAGGAGCUGCAGCAUCCUGUAGACUGCAGGAGCUUUCUGAACAAUUGGAAGGCAAAUUUUAUAAGAAUUCCUGUGAGAUGUUUUCCAUGGGAGAGAGCAAAGCACAAACAGCUGAGGAUGUCCUUGAUAAUUCCAGCAAAACUAUGUCAAUUAAGGAAAGGUUGGCACUGCUGAAGAAGAGUGGUGAAGAAGAUUGGAAGAGCAGGCUCAGCAAAAAGCAGGAGUAUGCAAAAGUGCCUGUCACUGAUCGUAGUGCACAGAUGCAAGAAGUUGAGCAGCUGUUGAAGAAGCAAAGAAUGUCAGAUAACCAGGAGAGUCAAAUGACCAUUGAGGAGAGGAAACACCUGAUUACAGCCCGAGAAGAAGCCUGGAAGUCCAAGGGAAAAGGAGCAGCUAAUGACUCCACACAGUUCACUGUAGCUGGCCGAAUGGUAAAAAAAGGCCUGGCUUCUCCCAGUGCACUCACACCAGUAGCGUCCCCUUUCCGGCAGAAGUCUACCACCCCAGUUACAAAGCCCUUGGAAGAAAUUGAAGCCAGGCCUGAUAUGCAGUUGGAAUCAGAUAUGAAGCUUGACAAGUUGGAGUCUUUCUUGGGAAGGCUGAAUAACAAAGUUGCUGGAAUGCAAGAGACAGUGCUGACAGUUACAGGAAGAUCUGUGAAAGAGGUGAUGAAGCUGGAUGAUGAUGAAACAUUUUCCAAAUUUUAUCGCCAUGUGGAUUUCCCUUCCUCCUCAGUGCCUUUGGACCUUGAUGAGGACUUCGAUGCCAUCUUUGAUCCUUAUGCACCAAAGUUGACAUCUUCUGUAGCAGAGCACAAACGUGCAGUCAGGCCUACACGCAGAGUGCAGUCCUCAAAGAACCCCCUGAAAAUGCUUGCAGCAAGACAAGAUAUUCUUCAUGAAUAUACUGAACAAAGACUGAAUGUUGCCUUCAUGGAGUCAAAGCGAAUGAAAGUAGAAAAAAUGUCUACAAAUUCAAAUUUCUCAGAAGUAGCACUUGCUGGCCUGGCAAGCAAAGAGAACUUCAGCAACAUUAGCCUGCGGAGUGUUAAUCUAACAGAGCAAAACUCUAACAACAGUGCUGUGCCAUACAAGAAGCUAAUGCUCCUGCAAAUUAAAGGAAGAAGACAUGUUCAAACAAGAUUAGUUGAACCAAGAGCCUCAUCACUGAACAGUGGAGACUGUUUCCUGUUGUUAACUCCACAUUUAUGUUUCUUGUGGGUAGGAGAGUUUGCAAAUGUCAUAGAAAAAGCAAAGGCUUCAGAACUUGCAACUUUAAUUCAGACAAAGAGGGAACUUGGCUGUAGAGCUUCUUAUAUACAGACUAUAGAAGAAGGAAUAAAUACCCAUACCCACGCAGCCAAAGACUUCUGGAAACUCCUUGGUGGACAGACAAAUUACCAGUCCGCUGGAAGUCCUGAAGAGGAUGAAAUGUAUGAAGCUGCAAUAAUAGAAACAAAUUGCAUUUACCGCCUCGUAGAGGAUAAACUCAUUCCUGAGGAUGACUACUGGGGAAAGGUGCCAAAAUGUACCCUGCUACAACCAAAAGAGGUGCUGGUGUUUGAUUUUGGCAGUGAAGUAUAUGUAUGGCAUGGAAAAGAAGUUACCUUAGCACAAAGAAAAGUGGCAUUCCAGCUGGCAAAACACUUGUGGAAUGGCACCUUUGACUACUCCAAUUGUGAUAUAAAUCCUCUGGACCCAGGAGAAUGCAAUCCUCUUAUACCCAGGAAGGGACAAGGACGCCCAGACUGGGCUGUGUUUGGCAGGCUCACAGAACAUAAUGAGACGAUACUGUUCAAAGAAAAAUUUCUUGAUUGGACAGAACUGAAGAAACUCAAUGAGAAGAAUUCUAGUGAAUCCCUUCACCAGAAGGAAGAAUCCAAAUCUGACUCUAAACCAUAUGAUGUCAUGUUGAUGGUAGCUGUGCCUCAAACAACUGUGGGCACAGUCUUGGAUGGAAUGAAUAUUGGCCGGGGUUAUGGACUGGUAGAAGGAGAAGAUGGAAGGCAGUUUGAAAUUAUCACUGCCUCUGUGGAUGUCUGGCACAUCCUGGAAUUCGAUUAUAGUAGACUGCCUAAGCAAAGCAUAGGGCAGUUCCAUGAGGGAGACACAUAUGUGGUGAAGUGGAAGUACAUGGUGAGCACUACAGUUGGAAGCAGACAAAAAGGAGAGCAACAAGUACGGGCUGUUGGAAAAGAGAAAUGUGUGUAUUUCUUUUGGCAAGGAAGGCACUCCACAGUGAGUGAGAAAGGAACAUCAGCACUCAUGACAGUGGAACUUGAUGAAGAAAGAGGAGCACAGGUACAAGUGCUUCAAGGGAAAGAACCACCAUGCUUCUUGCAGUGUUUCCAAGGAGGGAUGAUUGUGCAUGCUGGAAGAAGGGAAGAGGAAGAAGAAAAUGCACAAAGUGAUUGGAGGCUUUAUUGCGUGCGAGGAGAAGUUCCCAAUGAAGGAAACUUACUGGAAGUAGCGUGUCACUGCAGCAGCCUGCGCUCCAGGACAUCCAUGAUUGUCCUCAAUAUCAACAAAGCUCUCAUCUACCUGUGGCAUGGCUGCAAAGCACAGUCUCACACCAAGGAUGUAGGAAGAACAGCAGCCAAUAAAAUAAAAGAACAGUGUCCGCUGGAGGCAGGGCUGCACAGCAGCAGCAAGGUGACGAUUCAUGAAUGUGAUGAAGGGUCAGAGCCCCUGGGAUUCUGGGACGCACUGGGGAGGAGAGAUCGAAAGGCCUAUGAUUGCAUGUUGCAAGAUCCUGGAAAGUUUAAUUUCACACCCCGCCUGUUCGGCCUCAGUAGUUCAUCAGGAGAAUUCUCAGCCACUGAGUAUGUUUACCCUUCAAGAGACCCUGCUGUCAUCAAUUCCAUGCCAUUCUUGCAAGAGGAUCUUUACACUGCCCCACAGCCAGCACUCUUCCUUGUUGACAAUCACCAUGAAGUGUACCUGUGGCAAGGCUGGUGGCCUGUGGAGAACAAAAUCACUGGAUCAGCUCGAAUCAGGUGGGCUACAGACAGGAAAUGCGCCAUGGAGACAGUGCUCCGGUACUGCAAAGGAAAAAAUGUAAAGAAGCCCCCGAAAUCCUAUCUAAUUCAUGCUGGCCUAGAGCCUCUGACGUUCACUAAUAUGUUCCCAAGUUGGGAGCACAGGGAAGACAUCGCUGAGAUCACAGAAAUGGACGCUGAUGUUUCUAAUCAGAUAAUACUUGUAGAGGACGUACUGGCCAAGCUGUGUAAAACAGUGUAUCCAUUAGCAGAUCUCUUAGCUAGGCCUCUGCCUGAGGGAGUUGAUCCACUGAAGCUUGAAAUUUACCUUUCAGAUGAGGACUUUGAGGUUGCAUUGGAGAUGACAAGAGCGGAGUACAAUGCACUGCCAUCUUGGAAGCAGGUUAACCUGAAGAAGGCAAAAGGACUUUUCUAAGCCAUGUUCAUGGAAGUGAGCACUUAAAGGGAUGUUCACUCUCACUUUCUAUGUCAUUUAGAAGAUUUGUACCCUACAUUUACAGAACAAAUAAAAAUAAUCUGAAGUUAUUAGUGACUACCUAUCUGGAGGUGUGUAAUAUUAUAAUAAAAGGCCAAGAGAACUCUUUGAAAAUGGAAUUCAAUUUUGACUCUUAAAGGUAAUGGGUUUAAGCUCCGUUCUCCUAUGCACUUAAACAGUAGUUUCUUGAGCUACUGCUGCAGGUGUCCUUUGGUUAUAUCCAAUACUUGCCAUUUUUGUUUUUAAAGAAGUUCUCUUUGUAAAGUGUUAUUUUGUUAGUUUGUGGAUUACAAAGAAUUUAUAUUUAUAUAAACACAUAGAACAAGUAUGUAUUUAACAAUGCAAUAUAUAGUCACUUUCAAGACUUCCAUGUCAAAACUACAGAAAAGUAGCUGGAUGGCAGUUGCUUGUACCAAAUUAGCUAUACCACCAAUAUAUAUCUCCUUUGCAUUCUGAAAAGUUUCUCUUUGCAAUAGUUAAUGAAUUGUUCUCAGUGCUGCUUCAGGUGCUAAACCGAACAAAGCAUUUGUAUUUAUAGCAUGGAUUUCUUGAGAAACUAUGCGAAUCAACCUUUAUACUUUAUAUCCAAAAAUGUAUAGUGCCUUGUUUUUUGUGUACAGUUUAUAUACAAAAAAAAAGAUUGGUCUGCAUUUUGAAGAUGGCUUAGAACAGUCUCCUAUGUUACUUUUAUAAUAGUAGAAAUAAAAACAUCUCAAUUUCUAAUACUUGUUGUAAACAUUAAACAUGUCUUUUGUGAUAUAAGAACCGAAAGUAAAAGCUUCUGAAUAAACUCUUAGCGAUGCUCUGACUUGUCA
This is a messenger RNA of Sturnus vulgaris (Common starling), 8300 nucleotides long. RefSeq names its product supervillin (gene SVIL). Gene Ontology annotation, molecular function: actin filament binding; phosphatidylinositol-4,5-bisphosphate binding. Gene Ontology annotation, biological process: actin polymerization or depolymerization; barbed-end actin filament capping; cytoskeleton organization. The record is from RefSeq and is a predicted model, not a curated record. Gene Ontology annotation, cellular component: cytoplasm; actin cytoskeleton. Lineage: Eukaryota; Metazoa; Chordata; Aves; Passeriformes; Sturnidae.